This is a messenger RNA of Oryza brachyantha (malo sina), 2453 nucleotides long. RefSeq lists its product as uncharacterized. The record is from RefSeq and is a predicted model, not a curated record. Gene Ontology annotation, molecular function: protein binding. NCBI's taxonomy places the organism in Eukaryota, Viridiplantae, Streptophyta, Magnoliopsida, Poales, Poaceae. The transcript has a single exon. Gene Ontology annotation, biological process: cell surface receptor signaling pathway. The coding region runs from base 217 to 2175 and encodes 652 amino acids.
CUUCCGCCUCCCUCCCUCGUCGCAGCUCUACCAAGCCAAGCAAAAACCCAAAUCCCCCCACCUCGAAUUCGCCCGGUUCCACGCGCCCCCGCCGGAGAUCGCCCCACGGGACGCCGAUUCGGCCCCCGGGAUACGCGAUCCUCUGAAGAAUUCUCGUCUCCGGAGGUGUAGGGUAGGGGGGUUGUGAGGUUUGUGGAGGUUUCUUGGGUUUGGGGGAUGGGGGAGGGGGUGAAGGCGAUGCUGGGGCGGCCGAUCCAGCUCGCCGACGAGGUCGCCAAGCAGUGCGGCGCCGCGCGGUGCUUCCGGGCGGAGUGCGCCGAGCUCAAGGCCCGGGCGGACAAGCUCGCCGCGCUGCUCCGCCAGGCGGCGCGCGCCGACCUGUACGACCGCCCCGCCGCGCGCAUCAUGGUCGGGGCGCAGCAGGCGCUCGUCAAGGCGUCCUCCCUCGCCGCGCGCUGCGCCAGCGGCCACCCGCGCCUCAGGCGGCUCUUCACGCUCAGCCCCGCGGCGGGCUUCCCGCGCACGCUCGCGCUGCUCGACACGGCGCUCGAGGACGUCGCCUGGCUGCUCCGCAUCUCCUCGCCGCACGCCGGCGGGGGCGCCGACGGCGACGACUGGGACGGCGACGCCGACCUGCGGGGGCUCCCCAACAUCGCGCAGAACGAGCCCAUACUGUUCCUCAUCUGGGACCACGUCGCGCGCCUGCACACCGGUGGCCUCGCCGCGCGCGCCGACUCCGCCGCCAACCUCGCCUCCCUCGCCCGCGACAGCCACCACUUCGCUAAGCUCAUCAUCGAGGAGGACGGCGUCCCGCCGCUGCUCAGGCUGCUCAAGGAGGGCACCGACGAUGGCCAGGAAGCCGCCGCCCGCGCGCUUGGCCUGCUCGGCCGCGACGACGAGAGCGUCGAAAAGCUAGUACAGGCCGGGGUGUGCUCCGUCUUCGCCGCCGCGCUCAAGGACCCACCGAUGCGCGUGCAGGCUGCCGUCGCCGAUGCCAUCGCUACCCUCGCUGGCCAGAGCACCACGUGCCAGGAGCUCUUUGCGCAGAACAACGCCGUCCGCUACCUCGUGGGUCACCUCGCGUCAGGAACCAUCCAGGAGCACAGCAGGUACGCUGUUGGCUCCAACAGCUCCAAGAACAGCGCAGCUGCCCCUCAGCAGAUGACGUCGCUCCACUCGGUAGUGCUCGCGAAGACGCUCAGCAUGCGCCAUGGCGGUGAUCGUAGCACCUCAUCCACAGAGGACCCUCCAAGGGUUUACAAUGAACAAGAUCCAAAAAGGAAUCAGAUGCAAUCGGUGGUGCAAUCCGCGAUGGCUGCUAAGACAAAGACGAAUGGGUCAUUGGUUCCACCCUUCAGGCCACAGUUGGGCACGAGCGGCUCAAGUGGCCGUGGUGCUGUUCGGGAGGUAGAGGACCCUGAGACCAAGGCACGUCUGAAGGCUAUGGCAGCAAAAGCUUUGUGGAAGCUCGCCCGUGGUCAUCUUGAUGUCUGCAAGAGCAUUACUGAUUCGCGUGCACUGCUGUGUUUCGCGGUGCUUCUUGAGAAGGGUGAUGGUGACAUGGGUACUCAUGUGCAGUACUACUCAGCAAUGGCAAUCAUGGAAAUUUCCCGAGUCGCCGAGCACAGCCUUGCGCUGCGGCAGUCGGCAUUCAAGCCUAGCUCUCCAGCAGCUAAAGCUGUCGUUGACCAGCUGCUUCACAUUGUCGAAAAGGGUGUCUUUGAUGAUCUCUUGCUCCCUUGCAUUACUGCCCUUGGCUGCCUUGCACGCACUUUCACAGCGAGUGAGAACCGCGUGAUCCGCCCCCUUGUGGAGCUGCUUGAUGAGCGUGAGCCACCAGUUAUUAAGGAAGCCGUGGUUGCACUCACCAAGUUCGCAUGCAAUGAAAACCACUUACAUGUAAACCACUGCAAGGCCAUUGUCGAUGGCGCUGGAGCUCGCCACCUUGUCCAGCUGGUGUAUCUCGGUGAUGAGGUGCAGAUAGAGGCACUGAUACUGCUCUGUUUCAUUGCAUUGCAUGUGCCAGAAAGUGAGGAGCUGGCUCAAGCAGGUGUGCUUGCUGUGCUUCUAUGGGCAUCAAAACAGGCUCACAUGAUACAGGACAUGCGUGUUGAUUCACUACUUUCAGAUGCCAAGGGGAGGCUGGAACUCUUCCAGUCCAGAGCCUCCAGGUGAUUUUGGCAGCAAGACCAGCAAAACAUGGGUUAGUAAUUUCUUUGCUACAACGUGUAACUAGGGUAGAUUUUUUUUUUUCUGUUGUUCAUCAUUGUUCUAGCGGAGUUUUGUUACUCCGUAGAUUGUACAAAUCUCUAGCAAUCAAUCUGUUAGAAAAAUUGGUUGGGGUUAUUGAAUUGUAAUCCAAGAUGCGUUUAUAAAAGAUUAUAUAUGUACCUGUAAAGUUGGUCAAGAAAUUUUGUUGUACUUGUUUGUUGGGAUUGAUCUUCUUGUUACUU